Molecule: messenger RNA, 1503 nt
Organism: Exophiala spinifera
Lineage: Eukaryota; Fungi; Ascomycota; Eurotiomycetes; Chaetothyriales; Herpotrichiellaceae
Exons: 2
Coding region: 1-1503 (500 amino acids)
Biological process (GO): triglyceride biosynthetic process
Cellular component (GO): endoplasmic reticulum membrane
Molecular function (GO): diacylglycerol O-acyltransferase activity
Source: RefSeq, a predicted model, not a curated record
AUGGUCACCACAAGGUCUUCCACUGCCGACAACGAGGGCCCCGGAGGCUCGAUUCACGAACCAUCCGACCCUCGAGACCGUGCUGAGCAUAGUCUUCCUCCGAAAUCGUACGCCCAAGCUGCCGACCCGGAAAACAAUGCCCAAGAGUUCGGGGACAAAGGGGUGAAUGGCUCGGCUAGCAAUGGGAUCGGCAACGGGAUGGUGAAUGGUAACGUGGCAAAUACGAAGAAAGUAGACGAUGAAAAAGUCCUCUACCAGGAGCACAAGGGGCAAAACGGGGAGAGCUUGUUGACGAGCAUCAAACCAAGCGAGGAGUACGAGCAGAGUCUGCGUCACAGUGCAAAGACGGCGCCGCGGAAGGAAGUUGGUCCUGGCAAGCCAAAGAAGCGGCAGGAUACGACGAGUACCAGUACGCAACCAGCAGCAAAUCUCGCCAGUGGGCGGCAAGCAGGAGCGGGAUGGCAGACUUCUGCGAUACGCUGGGCGCCUCUGAAUGUACCGUUGCAACGACGUCUUCAGACCCUCGCGGUGCUGUGGCAUACCACCACAAUCCCUAUCUUCCUAUCCCUGUUCUUCCUCCUCUGCGCGAUUCCAUUGACUUGGCCACUCUUGAUCCCGUACCUCCUCUACAUUGUAGUAUUCAGCGAAGAGGCCACGAACGGGACACUCUCAAGACGCUCCAAUUGGCUGAGACGGAGCAAAUUCUGGUCCGCGUUUGCCAGUUACUUCCCGGCGAGACUGCACAGGACGGUGGAACUGGAGCCUACUCGGAAGUACAUAUUCGGGUAUCACCCUCACGGGAUCAUCUCGCACGGAGCGUUUGCCGCGUUUGCAACGGAAGCGUUGGGGUUCGGGGACUUGUUCCCAGGCAUCACAAAUACGCUGUUGACCCUGGACACCAACUUUCGAGUCCCUCUGUACAGAGACUACGCGCUUGCCAUGGGCCUGGCUAGCGUGAGCAGAGAAAGCAUUGAGAAUUUACUGAGUAAAGGCGGCCACAACGGCGAAGGCAUGGGUCGCGCCGUCACGAUUGUGAUUGGUGGUGCGAGAGAGAGCCUGGACGCGAAACCUCAUUCUCUCCGGCUGGUGUUGAAGAGCCGAAAGGGAUUUGUGAAGCUGGCCAUCAGGAUGGGCGCGGACCUUGUUCCCGUGUUGGCGUUUGGGGAAAACGAACUGUACGAACAGGUGGACAGCGUGGAGCACCCGUGGAUCCACAAGAUGCAGAUGGUGAUCAAGAAGGCCAUGGGAUUUACCGUGCCCUUGUUUCAUGCCAGGGGCAUUUUCAACUAUGAUGUUGGCCUUUUGCCGUAUCGGCGCAACGUGAAUGUGGUCGUGGGAAGACCUAUCAAGGUUGUGCAGCAGGGCGGUCGAGAUGGGAAGGUCGACGAGGCUUACCUUGAUCAGGUACAUCAGCAGUACACAGACGAGCUGUUGUGGCUGUGGAAUGAGUACAAGGAUACCUUCGCCAGAGAGAGAAAGGGUGAGUUGGAGAUUGUGGAAUAG